GGAGCGCGAAUCGUGGCGCGAAUAUUUUGCUGAUUUUCACGUAGAUUUCGUCCAGAAAACAGCUGAUUCUUCCAUUUAAUAGAUAUGUAUGUCACGACAGAGUGAAACACCAUUCAUGUUGUCUUGGUAAUGGCGCGAUCGAAGCGUAAGUCUUCAAAGCAAGUUGGCGAGGAACCUUCAGCUAAACGAUCCAGACAUGUUGCUGACACUCCCAGAACAAACAAGAAGGCUGAGGUGGAGGAAACACUUUUUGAUACAGUAGUGCAAAAAGCUGGUCUUCAAGUGAACUCAGGCCUGGUGCAAGAUGUUUUAGAGGUUGAUCGUGCUAUCUUCCAGAAAAAAGUCAGAAAUGCACUUAAAACUCAUGAAAAUUAUCCAGAGGUAAUUUAUUUUUGA
This is a messenger RNA of Pocillopora damicornis (cauliflower coral), 396 nucleotides long. Its product is annotated as Fanconi anemia group D2 protein. Gene Ontology annotation, biological process: interstrand cross-link repair; mitotic intra-S DNA damage checkpoint signaling; double-strand break repair involved in meiotic recombination. NCBI's taxonomy places the organism in Eukaryota, Metazoa, Cnidaria, Anthozoa, Scleractinia, Pocilloporidae. Gene Ontology annotation, molecular function: DNA polymerase binding. The record is from RefSeq and is a predicted model, not a curated record. Gene Ontology annotation, cellular component: nucleus; condensed chromosome.